AGAGAAUAUUGUGACAACUGUCCCUGCAAUGACGCGAAAGAAAAUCCCAAGCACAUAAUUUAUAUUUGACAAGCUUUAUGGCUGGUAGUACGAAACUUGAUCAACAGUUCAUCUACUUUGCCAAAUUUGGUUCAGAGAAAGCAGACGGAAAAACAAUCACCAUCAUUCAGAUAGACAAGUGGUUCAAGCAAGCAGAACUUUUCGACAGGAGACUCACAAUGACAGAUACCGGGGUACUCUUUAACGAAUUCGAGUCAAGAACAAUCACAUAUCCGCAAUUUUUAAUUUUUUUGGAUAAGCUGAACAAACAGAAGAAAAUUCCACUUGAUGUGAUUAAAGAGAAGCUACAGACAUGCGGAUUGCCUGGUGUUACUAAAAAGAAAGAGCAAGAUAAAGAUAAAGAGCAGGAAAAUAAGGAGAGCUAACAUCAAUAUAAGUAAAUAUUAGCAGUUUAGGCAAACUAGUUGGGCAUUUCAAGAAGUAAAUCCCUUAUCUAGUUUGUUUAAACAAAUAUCGGGGUAUUGGUUAUAUUCACAUAAGUACAUACCAAUAUAGAUUGUAUAAACGAAUUAUAUAUUGUAACAAUAUACAUUGAAUAGGUAUUAAAGAGUUCAAAAGCCC
Molecule: messenger RNA, 621 nt
Organism: Acanthoscelides obtectus
Lineage: Eukaryota; Metazoa; Arthropoda; Insecta; Coleoptera; Chrysomelidae
Source: the annotation of a GenBank genome assembly